AUGGAAAAAUUGGUCAACGAACUGGUUUCUCAUCUUCCUCUUCAAAUGCUCUUGUACUUCAAUUUGUUUUACUUUCCAUGUUGGUGGUUUUCUGCUGUUUUCAUGUUGGAAGUGAAAUUCAGCUACCUCCCUGGAUAUUACCAGGGGCUGCUCAUAACCGGGUUGGUUCUUGUUACAGUGAUUGAAGUCAUCAGGCUCUACCUGGGAUACAUUGGCAACCUUAAAGAAAAGGUCCCAGCACUGGCAGCCUUCUGGCUCCUGUCUUUGACGUUCCAGACACCAAUACUGCUGUUCUUCAUCACUGAUGAAGGGGUUAUCAUUCUGCCUCUGGAGAGAGCUGUCCACUCUAUCUACCUCUUUUUUCUACUUGCUCAAAUCCUGGCUUCCUUCUUGGCGCUUCGUACCAUGACCCGAAAGCUCACCCUUCUCUUCCACCUGCGGCAAUUUGGGAAAGUGGAGAGCUUGAGGCAUGCAGAGAUGAGCCCGAUUUACGGACUUUCUUACAACCGCAGUGUGCUCCCAAUAUCACCCACCCAUGAGAUCUACCAUUAAAGACAUAAAACAUAUUUUCUCAGUUAAUCUCAACAGACUUUAUUAAAAGAAAACUGGGUUUAAAAAUAAAAGUUUCAAUCCUCAUUUAAAAUGGAAGUCACCCCAUGAAAUCAGCAUGAUCAUUUUUGUUUUAACAUACUUAGCAAGCGUUUGAUUUGCCUGAUUUUAAGGGUUUUAUCCAACAGAUCAUUAUUGUGUGGGAUGUAAAGGUGUGCUUAAAUACAGUUUCCAAGUUGAGUACACCACUGUAUAAUUUUAUGCCUUUUUAAUGGGACAACACUAAAGAUAUGACCCUUUGUGUGCAGCUUGUGUAACAGUGUACAUUUGCUGUCAACAGAAAAUAAAUCAGCACACACCUGAGACCUACUGUAAUGCUGAUGAGCUACAUGACUCUAGGGAGAGAAACUGGUUAAUUGGGCACAUUUUGUUUAGAUAUUAAUCCCCCUUCAGCUAUAUUGGGGGGGACAUAUAUGUAAUUGUAUAUUAAUUUACAAACAGUAC
Molecule: messenger RNA, 1053 nt
Organism: Cyprinodon variegatus (sheepshead minnow)
Lineage: Eukaryota; Metazoa; Chordata; Actinopteri; Cyprinodontiformes; Cyprinodontidae
Product: transmembrane protein 17A-like
Exons: 4
Coding region: 1-552 (183 amino acids)
Biological process (GO): non-motile cilium assembly
Cellular component (GO): ciliary transition zone
Source: RefSeq, a predicted model, not a curated record